AUGAUGACUUUUGGAACCCGUGCACUGCUGUGCAUCAUAGCCCUCUCUGUCCUCCCAGCUGACUGGUUUCUACCGAUGGUCAACUGUCAAGAAGACCCAACAAUUGUGCCUGACAUACAACCUGUCACUGAUGACUUGGUUCCAGCUGCCAUUGUAAACACAACAGAGAUACCAGAAUGCCGUGAGGAGCAGUUCCCUUGCACACGCCUGUACUCCGUUCACAAACCUGUGAAACAGUGUAUCAGUUACCUGUGUGUUACCAGUGUGCGUCGCAUGUACAUAAUAAACAAGGAAGUGUGCUCUCGUGUGGUCUGCAAGGAGGAUGAAUUCAUGCAGGAUGAGAUCUGCCGCCAGCUGGCUGGCCUCCCCCCUCGACGCAUCCGCCGCUCCGGUCAGCCCCGAGGCCCUCCCUGCAGAUGGGGCCAGAACAAGGAGCUCAAUAAGCCUGAUGCUCUGUGA
This is a messenger RNA of Emys orbicularis (European pond turtle), 459 nucleotides long. It is a transcript of the gene MFAP5, whose product is annotated as microfibril associated protein 5. The record is from RefSeq and is a predicted model, not a curated record. The transcript has 7 exons. Gene Ontology annotation, cellular component: microfibril. NCBI's taxonomy places the organism in Eukaryota, Metazoa, Chordata, Testudines, Emydidae. Gene Ontology annotation, biological process: embryonic eye morphogenesis. Bases 1 to 459 code for a protein of 152 amino acids.